AUGUCUAAUAUACGAAUUCUCGUCGGCUGCAAACGUGUGAUUGACUAUGCAGUAAAGAUCCGUGUAAAUGCCGCUCGUACCGCGGUUGAGACCAAUAAUGUCAAACAUUCUCUAAACCCAUUUGAUGAAAUUGCCGUGGAAGAAGCAGUUCGUAUCAAACAGCGUCUUCCGUCCCGUGUAUCAGACAUUCUCGCAAUCUCGUGUGGAUCCGCAAAAUGUGCAGAAGUUCUAAGAACUGCAAUGGCCAUGGGAGCUGAUAGAGCUAUACAUGUAGAGGCGGACGAUAGCACGUUGCAGCCGUUGGCAGUAGCCAAGUUAUUUAAGGCAAUAAUUGAAAAGGAAAACUCGAAUUUGGUAAUUCUUGGAAAGCAGGCUAUUGAUGACGAUAGCAAUCAGACGGGGCAGAUGCUGGCAGGAUUAUUGAGCUGGCCACAGAUUACUUUCGCAUCAAACGUAAACAUUGAGGAUGAUGCUCUAAAAGUUACCCGCGAAGUUGAUGGAGGUUUGGAAACACUAAGCAGUAAACUUCCAGCCGUAAUCACAGCCGAUUUGCGACUUAAUGAACCACGCUUCGCCACUCUUCCCAAUAUUAUGAAAGCCAAAAAGAAAUCUCUCGUCACAUACACCCCUCAAGAUCUCGGUGUAGAUAUAACUCCUCGUUUAGAGGUGCUUUCCGUGACUGAACCGCCACCUCGACAAGGAGGCGGUACAGUUGAAAGCGUUGAUGAGUUGAUUUCUAAACUUAAGGAAGUUGGAGCACUCUAA
This is a messenger RNA of Paraglomus occultum, 765 nucleotides long. The record is from the annotation of a GenBank genome assembly. Lineage: Eukaryota; Fungi; Glomeromycota; Glomeromycetes; Paraglomerales; Paraglomeraceae.